UGUUGUGAUAAACUUAUUAAAUAGAGGUUGAGAUGGUUUCCACUAGACGAGAAGACGAAGUGCUAGCGCUUAGCGAAAUAUACGGGCCCGAAACUGUGAGUCGACUGAAUGAAGAAUAUGAAAUAAAUUACAAAAUAUGUAUAACGAUUGUACCAGUCUUUGACGGAUCGAUUUCCAUUCAGAAAACAUCAGUUGAUUCACAAGAUCGAACCUAUCAUACAAGAGAUGUCAAGUUUCUUCCGCAUAUAAAACUAAUUGUGGUUCUUGGACCUUUCUAUCCUGAGCAUGUUGAAUGUCCCAAUUUCAACCUAAAAUGUGAUUGGUUGAGUAAAAAGCAAAUCGAGACUGUCGAUGGACAAUUGAAAUGUCUGUGGAAUGGGAUGCAAUCAGAAAUUUUGUUUACAUGGAUCCAAUUUCUACAGGAACUAGUCUCAGAAUUAAAAAUUACAAACAUAAGCUGCGAUUUAUGUAUAUCAAGUAGCAACGAACCUGAGUGUGAUACCUGUGACUUUAUUGAUUCCCAAAAUCUCUUUGACCACCUUAUCAAUUACAACGAGGACAAACUAGCUGAAGAGUUUAUGAAAAAUGAGCACGAGUGUGAGGUAUGCGGUGAAACACAGUCGGGCAGAGUGUGUUUUCAAUUUGCUCCAUGCGAGCAUGUUUUCUGUCAAUCCUGUACCCAGAACUACUUCACCGUCAGCAUCAAGGACGGAAACAUCUCCAGACUAGAGUGCUUGGCCUCUGAUUGUGAGUCGCAGCCAUCUCAGAGCCAGUUGAAGUCAAUACUGUCAGAUGAGUUAUUUCAGAUUUACGAGAAUCAGCAGUUGAAAGUGGCCUUGGAGAGUAUGCACGAUGUAGUAACCUGUCCCCGAAUCAACUGUGAGACGCCUGUGAUAGGAGAACAGGACUCCAAUCUCGCGGUGUGUCAUAAGUGCUCAUUUUCCUUCUGUAAAAUGUGCCUUCGUUCAUUCCAUGGGGUUGAAAUAUGUACCCACCGAAAUGAACGCGUGGCCAAAAUUCGAGACGCUUACGAGAAGGGUGAUGUGAGGACAAAACGAGAGCUAGAGCUCAAGUAUGGGAAGCAGCAGCUGCUCAACUACGUGCACGAGAGUCGUUCCAUUGAGUGGGUGUCCAAUAACUCCAAGGCCUGCCCGUCUUGUCACAUAGGAACCCAGAAAACGAAAGGGUGUAACAAAAUGUGGUGUGCGAGGUGUGGAUGUCACUGGUGUUGGUUAUGUAACACCAAACUGAAAAAAGCAAAUCCCUAUGCUCACUUUUCCGCCGAGAGGUCAGCUUGUUAUCAGAAGCUGUAUGAUGGAAUGUCAGAAGCAGAGAGAAUGGCAGCAUUUGAAGCGGUAGAGGAGCCGAUUGUGCAACAUGAGCGUCCCCCUGAAGCAAUUCUGCCCGUGAAUAGAGCAGCACCAGUGAUCGAAGUCCACAUCAACCCACAGGCCUUGGGACUACUCGGCCCCGAAGACCCCCUUCAGGAUAGAGAAGCAACUCCGGGACCACCUAUGGAUCCAGGCGAACUGGAUAUGCUGGCAUUGCAGCUGCAGCAACAACUAAUAGAAGACGACGAUUUUCAAGUUGAAUUGAGAAAUGAUGGACUGAUAUAUGCAGAACUGCAACCUCAGAACUAAUGUUGGAAAGGAAUAAAUUUCAUUGAAAUCCGAAUGAGAUGCUUGUUAAGGUCAAGUGUCUCCUCCCAGCUUUGGAUUUUCAUUAUAGAUUGGUUCGAAGUGUCUCCAUAAGUGGCAGAGAACUCUUUUUGUCUUCAUAUGUCAGUGUUGUUAACACUCCAUGGACAGUCUGCUGACAAGAGCACUUGAUCUAACAAGAAAUUCUCAAAAAAUCCUGCAUAGUCGCUGUUUGAAUAUGAUUUCGUUCCCAGAUCUUAGUUGAUUCUAAUUUUUUAGUGACGACUGCUAUCGAAGUCGUACGCAUCACUAAUAUAAUUAAUUGAAAAUAACAGUUAUUGUAAAUGUUAAUGUAAAGAAAGAAGACAGUCUUAAGUUUUCAAUGCUACUCUAGUAAAGCUGAAUAAAUCGAAAUGCUUGUUCCGAAAAGAUCAUUUUCGGAACACUCCCUCCGGUGCUAGGUUAAAAAGACGACGGGACAUUACGGCGACAUGUCAUUGAGACAACAAAUAGCAUUUAAAAACUUUUAAUGAACUGCUCGAAAUUGAUUGGUGUAUAUUUCUCAGACAAACAAUUAGAUAAUUAUGAGCCGCAUAGUCUUAGUCACAUCAAUUGAAAACGGUUGUUGUCUUAAUAGCUGUUGUCUUAUUCGCCGUAAACCAUACUCUUUUUGCAGUUGGAGCUCUUCCAGUCAUUUCAUUUGUUCAUCUCUAAAAUUGAAUUUAAAUUCUUUCAUUGUCAAGCCGUUCAGAUCAACCGUACAACCCCCCUCCCAAAUCGAUUUAGGGGGGAUUAAAUAUCGUUUUUAGAAAUUGACU
Symsagittifera roscoffensis is the source of this 2455-nucleotide messenger RNA. Its product is annotated as E3 ubiquitin-protein ligase RNF14-like. Gene Ontology annotation, biological process: protein polyubiquitination; positive regulation of proteasomal ubiquitin-dependent protein catabolic process; ubiquitin-dependent protein catabolic process. NCBI's taxonomy places the organism in Eukaryota, Metazoa, Xenacoelomorpha, Acoela, Convolutidae. Gene Ontology annotation, molecular function: ubiquitin conjugating enzyme binding; zinc ion binding; ubiquitin protein ligase activity. The coding region runs from base 33 to 1640 and encodes 535 amino acids. The transcript is spliced from 7 exons. The record is from RefSeq and is a predicted model, not a curated record. Gene Ontology annotation, cellular component: ubiquitin ligase complex; cytoplasm.